This is a messenger RNA of Zeugodacus cucurbitae (melon fly), 4569 nucleotides long. It is a transcript of the gene Cbp80, whose product is annotated as nuclear cap-binding protein subunit 1. Gene Ontology annotation, molecular function: mRNA binding; RNA cap binding; protein binding. The record is from RefSeq and is a predicted model, not a curated record. Gene Ontology annotation, cellular component: nuclear cap binding complex; nucleus. The coding region runs from base 166 to 2571 and encodes 801 amino acids. Gene Ontology annotation, biological process: mRNA export from nucleus; nuclear-transcribed mRNA catabolic process, nonsense-mediated decay. NCBI's taxonomy places the organism in Eukaryota, Metazoa, Arthropoda, Insecta, Diptera, Tephritidae. The transcript has 8 exons.
CCGAACCGGCAAACUGUCAAACAAAUUAUUGACAGCGUCUAGUAAAAAAAACGCGUAUGCUAUUCCUCUAUUAAUUCGUGUGAAAUUAUAAAAAGUAACCAUAUAAUAACCACGUUAGUUAAUAAAUAGUUAUAUUAACAUAUUGUAUAAAUAAAACAGGUAGCAAUGAAUCGUAGACGACCUCACGAUGGCGAUGAAGAAGGCUAUGAUCAUCGUAAUCGCAAACGUAGACGCGUUUCUGAAAACCAGGAAAUUGAAGAUAGGUUGGAGUCGCUGAUUUUGCGUGUUGGUGAACGCAGCACAUCUUCAGUAGAAUCCAACUUAGAAGGAUUAGUUUCAGUGUUGGAGGCAGAUCUGGGAACUUUCCGAUUAAAAAUAUUGCGAAUCCUAUCAGAUUGUGCCGUUAAAAUGCCAGAAAAAUGCACUAUCUACACGACAUUGGUUGGUUUAUUAAACGCGAAAAAUUAUAAAUUCGGUGGCGAAUUUGUAGACCAUAUGGUGAAAACCUUUAAGGAGGCAUUGAAAAUGUGCUGGUGGGAUGCCGCACGUUAUUCGUUACGUUUUUUGGCUGAUUUAGUAAACUGUCAUGUCAUCUCUGCCACUAGCCUCUUACAACUUCUGGAUACCAUGAUUGAUGUUUCAAACGAAGAUACAGUACCACAAGUUCGUCGCGACUGGUUCGUUUUCGCAGUGCUCUCCACCCUGCCAUGGGUUGGACGUGAUUUAUAUGAGAAAAAAGAGUCGUCAUUAGAAUCUUUGCUAUUACGCAUUGAAGUAUAUUUGAAUAAACGUUCUAAGAAGCACCACAAUGCAUUGCGUGUGUGGUCUGUAGAUGCACCACAUCCACAGGAAGAAUAUUUGGAUUGUCUAUGGGCGCAAAUACGUAAAUUACGCCAGGAUAAUUGGGCUGAAAAACACAUUCCACGUCCAUACUUGGCCUUUGACUCGAUUUUAUGUGAAGCACUACAACAUAAUUUACCACCUAUAGUGCCUCCACCGCAUCAUGAAUCAUAUGAAUAUCCCAUGCCGUGGGUAGUUUAUCGCAUGUUCGAUUACACUGAUUGCCCUGAUGGCCCAAAUUUACCAGGAGCACAUUCAAUUGAACGUUUCUUGAUUGAAGAACACCUUCAUCAUAUUAUUGAGACACAUAAAUUAGAACGAAAGGAUUGUGCAGCGCAACUUCUGGCGUUCCCCUACAAGAACAAAAUACCACUUGAAUACUGCAUUGUUGAGGUUGUAUUUGCGGAAAUCUUCCAUAUGCCUACACCACGUUAUCUGGAAAUUGUUUAUGGUUCAAUUUUAAUUGAGUUGUGCAAAUUGCAACCAGCAACACUGCCACAAGUGCUAGCACAGGCCACUGAAAUUCUAUUCAUGCGUAUAGACUCAAUGAAUACAUCAUGCUUUGACCGUUUCGUUAAUUGGUUUUCUUACCAUUUGAGUAACUUCAAAUUCACUUGGUCGUGGGAGGAGUGGGAUAGUUGUUUGUUAUUAGAUCCAGAACAUCCACGUCCAAAAUUUAUACAAGAAGUUUUGCACAAAUGUCUAAGAUUAUCGUAUCAUCAACGCAUCACCGAAAUGAUGCCCGAAGCAUAUGCUAAGCUUAUACCAGUUCCACCGCAACCCAACUAUAAAUAUGCUUCCGAAGAUGCAGCGUCGUUGGCCGGCACUCAAGUGGCACAUCAGUUGGUGGUGGCAAUACGACAGAAAUGCACACCCGAGGAAGUCAUCAAUAUACUGAAGGAGUUGCCAAACUCCGGUGAAAAUGCCGAUCAGGAAAUGUCGGAGACAUCAUUCAACCCACUUAAAAUUGACGUGUUCGUGCAGACACUGCUGAAUUUGGGUGCCAAAUCGUUCUCGCACAGUUUUGCUGCAAUAUCGAAAUUCCAUUUGGUUUUUAAGGCGCUCGCAGAAUCCGAGGAGGCACAAAUUUGCAUACUCCACAAUGUCUAUGAGUUGUGGCAGAAUCACCAACAAAUGAUGGUAGUAAUAAUCGACAAAUUGUUGAAAUUGCAAAUUGUAGAUUGCUCAGCUGUUGCUACAUGGAUAUUCUCGAAGGAAAUGACCGGCGAGUUUACCAAAAUGUACUUGUGGGAAAUCCUCCACUUAACCAUUAAGAAAAUGAAUAAACAUGUCAUCAAAUUGAGCAGUGAAUUGACUGACGCUAAGGAGAAGCUAGCAAAAGUGGAUUCCUCUUCUAGCGAAUCGGAGGACGAAGCAACGCCAAAGCGCAAAAAACCCAUCAAUCACGUUGAUAAACCAUCUGAAGAGAUGGUCGAGCGUAUGGAAGAGAAAUUGGAGGCAGCCAAUGUGGAUCAAAAACGUCUUUUCUUGAUCGUUUUCCAACGUUUCAUUAUGAUAUUGUCCGAACAUUUGGUCCGUUCUGACACGGACGGACGCGAUCCGGACACCGAUUGGUAUCGUUGGACCAUUGGUCGCCUGCAGCAAGUAUUUCUAAUGCACCACGAACAAGUGCAAAAGUAUAGUAGUACACUUGAGACGCUGCUUUUCACCUCGGACUUGGACUCACACAUAUUGGAAGUGUUCCAUCAGUUUGUAGCUUUAAGAGCUUAAAGCAAUCACCGUUAUUUAUGAUUAAAACUUUUUUAUUUGGUCCAUUUAAUAAGUAUGCUUGUUAUGUUUAUUCGCCAGCCGUAUUCAAAGUGAACGAGUAAACUCUCAAAUAAAAUAAUUGUAAUGGGCAAUAUUUUUCGCAAAACUAUCUAAUAUCUUAUCUCUAAUAUGACAUGGAUGUAUUUGUGAAAAAUGUUUAACGUACUGACUUACUUUACCAACAUUUAGUUAGAAUAUAUUUGAAAUUCAAGUAGUAAUCGCAGGUUGAAUGUUUCACUGAUGUAAACUUUUCUAGAAUUGUAAUAUUGCAUGAGUAAAGAAUUUUCAAUUGAGAUGUAUAACAGCAAAUUUGAUUCUCGUUGGAAUUAACAACAAAUAUAUGCAAAUAAAAACAGUGCAAACCAAUCGUUUACUUUUCAUGCGGAUAUUACAAGAACAAUUUCGUUUGAUUUAAAACUGUAUUUUUAAACUCUCGCAACAAAGUUGCUAAGAGAACAUUAUAGUUUUGUUCACAUAACGGUUGUUUGUAACACCCAAAAUUAAACGUGUUAGAUAUAGGGUUAUGUAUACCACAGUGAUCAGGUAGAGGAGUGGAGUCAAGUCCGGAUGUCUGUCUGUCCGUCCGUCUGUGCAAGCUGUAGCUUGAGUAAAAAUUCAGAUAUUUUGAUGAAACUUGGCACACUUAUUUCUUGGCACCAAAGGUAUGAAGAUGCGCAAAAUCGGACCACUGCCACGCCCACAAAAUGGCGAAAACAGAAAACACAUAAAGUGCCAUAACUAAGCCAUAAAUAAAGCUAUGGAAAUAAAAUUUGGAGAAGUGGGCGUGGCCCCGCCCCCUACUAAUUAUUUUGUACAUAUCUCGUAAACUACUUGAGCUAUAUCAACCAAACCAAACUUAAAGGAUCGUAUCCUUUAGGUACUACCUUAUACAGUCCAAAAAUAGAAGAAGAACUACUAAAAAUGCUUUACUUCAGUAAGGGAAAACAGCAGAAACCUUAAAUUUCAUUAUAAAGAAGGUGCAGAAGGGCUCUACCCAAAUUGGUAUACACAAUGUUAAGCGGGUGUGGCUCCGCCUACUUAUGGGUCAAAAACUAUAUAUCAGAAACUACUCGACCAAUAUCAAUGAAAUUUGGUUUGUAAUAUUUUCCUUGCAUCCCAAUGAUAUGUUGUGAAAAUAGUCCAAUAAAUCAUUAUUGAAAAAGUUUUUAUACCCAAAUGAUUUAUAUAUAAAAGUCCCUCCUAAAUGUCUAAUGAGGAGAUGAAACCAACCAUUCUUGUUUGAACUUUGUAUUCUUUGCAGUAAAACGCGUUUCUUUAGAAAACCGGUGUGCUUCUGUUUAAAUGUAAGUAUCAUUUGGUAAUAAAUUAUACUUUAGUUUAUUAAUUCUAAGACAUUUAAUAAUUAAAUAAUUUAUGGAAUUAGUGUUAUAUUAGAAAUGAAUCUUUCGUAAUAUUUAUAUUAAAAUAUUCAAAGAAUUUCGUGGGUAUGAUUAUAUUUCUAUCAAUGAGUGAAUCUGUAAUUUAAUUUCAAAAUUUAUUAAAGGUUUAUUACUUUUUGUUAAUGUUGUCUAAGCUUACAUAAAUAUAUGUAACAUGUAUGUAUGUAAUACCACCUUAAGUUAUAGUAUAGUGCAUUUAUAAUAGCACUAAAAACUAUAUGUUUCAACUUAAACAUAAAAGCAUAAAGAAUUUCCAAAAAUCAAAAUUAAAUAUUCGAAGUGAAAACGAAAAUGAACGCGUUUGUCAAUUAAAUUUAAGUAAUAUCCGGCAGAAGAUAAUUAGAUUACUUUAAUGGAAAAUUGAGAAAUUCCAAAAAAUUAUGUUCAGAUGCGUCUAAUUUCGUUUAUUGUUUGUCCUUUACGGGUAGCCCAAUAAUUCAUGCUGUUGUUUGAUUCUGUUCGCUAGUCUCACUUUAUGCUUAAAACGAUUGUGUGAAAGUUCCACAUAUUUUUUUACUUGCUUCUCAAAAGCGCAUCGUCCUUCAAACGCGUACAACUC